Molecule: messenger RNA, 393 nt
Organism: Penicillium subrubescens
Lineage: Eukaryota; Fungi; Ascomycota; Eurotiomycetes; Eurotiales; Aspergillaceae
Exons: 2
Coding region: 1-393 (130 amino acids)
Source: RefSeq, a predicted model, not a curated record
AUGACAGCAGGGCCCGACAACUCUAAGCUCUUCCAGUUCCGAGAUAAGAACUCUGUCAACAACAUAGGUAACAUUUCCCUCGCUAAAGCAGUCCAUCCCGAAUUUGUAGCUAGCAACAAGUAUCUCAGUACUAUAGGCGACUCAAGGCCAAACAACGACCUACGGCUAUACUUAGAUACAACUGCGAACUUACUUAUAGAGUUUCAAUCAAAUUUUGAUCUUCUUACUCGAAACCUACUAUCUCGCUUUACACCGAACUUAGACAUAGCCCGCAAGGAGCUCCCCUCUCUCUUUUCUAAAGCCCUUCCCUACGUGCUUAGCUACAGUGACCUUAACAUAAUAAAUCUCCUCGUUAAUCCCAAAACUAGAAAUAUUACAGGGAUUAUCGACUAG